AUGAAGAAACCAAAAGGGAAAGGGACUCUUGAAUUUACUAUCAAAAUUGAUGAACCAAGAGUGACUAAAAUCAACUCUUUGGUGGAGGAAGAUAGUGUACAAUGCUUCAACGUAAUCAGCAUAGUUGUACUGGAGGGGAUGACUUCCGAAGGGGGAUUGGCGACUGGGCAACUUGGGAUAAGCAAUGGCUGGCAGAAAAAACAAACAGAAAGCACAAGCCAGUCCAUCCCAAUCAUCCCAGUCGUUCAGAAUCCUCCCGAUUUCCAUGAACCUAGUCAAAAAAGAAUGCGCCCAGGAUGGUUGACUUGGGAAGUUUUUCUUAGGGAUUCUAAUUUAAAAUCUAUCAUUGCUUUUUCUAACUCUAGAUCUCGUUCUAGAGUAGAGGAGGAAGCUGCAAAGGAAUGCCUAGCAGGAUUGUGUCUCUGGGAUUGA
This is a messenger RNA of Prunus armeniaca (apricot), 432 nucleotides long. The record is from the annotation of a GenBank genome assembly. Lineage: Eukaryota; Viridiplantae; Streptophyta; Magnoliopsida; Rosales; Rosaceae.